AUGGCUGAAGCAGCGAGGCAGUGUGAAUUAAUAAAAAUUCUUGAAGAAACAUCGUUAAAGGAACAGUAUCUGCAGGUCUUUAUUGAUAAUUGCAUUGAUGAUGAUGCAUUAAAAAUACUUGAUGAUGAAGGACUACAACAAUUAAUACCUAUAGUCGGCCAUCGCAUGAAAAUAAAAGCAGCAGUCAAAAAGUGGAAAUUGCUCAAUGAGUCGAAUGGUGCAUUAAUUUGCAACAGUUUAAGUCAAACGAAAAAUGCUGAUGCUGGCAGUUCAAUACAGGAAGAGGAUAUAAUAUCAGAGUCCUUAGAAAGCAUCAGGAAAUUUACAAAUUGCAGCAACAGUACUAGUUCUGAUGGCAGAGCAAUUUUAGCAGAGGGUAAAAGAGCUGAAGGCUUACUAAAAGAAAGCGACCCCGAGCUACCAGCCGGUCCUUGCGUUCGGGGCAACAGUGAUAUAACGCAAACUCGGACCUCCUUGAUUCUUUCCUAG
Molecule: messenger RNA, 489 nt
Organism: Spodoptera exigua (beet armyworm)
Lineage: Eukaryota; Metazoa; Arthropoda; Insecta; Lepidoptera; Noctuidae
Source: the annotation of a GenBank genome assembly